GUGAAUUUCGUUUCAAAUCACAUUUUUCUUAUAUAAUAUUCGAAAAUAUAUCACGUUAAAACGUGCUUACAGUGGCUGUUUCAAGUUGUUGUGGAAUGCUUAACAGCGUGACUGGAUGAUAUUGGCGUAUAUUUUACACACUAAUAUUUCAUAUCACCAAAGUCUCGAGAAGUGCUGGCGAAUAUUAAUACGAUAGACGAAGAUGUCAACGCCGUCUCUUGAUCCGGCUUUGCGCAACCGAAUUACACGAUUCCUCCAUACUGGCAAUGAAUCUCCCAGUUAUUUCCCUGGAUGCUGGGUGUCUCAUAAGUACUUUGAGGCAGACAAACUAAUUGCGAUUAAUGAAGCACUCGCAAAUGGGGCUAAUAAUAUUGAAGUGGUCAAUGUCAUCUUGCAGACAUACAAAGAUGGGUGGUACACCCGUUUUGAAACUAUUGCCUUUGCUUUAAGUAAGUGCUUACUGCUUGGCUCACCACCUGUAAGGGAAGCUGCAUACAAAGCAGCAAGUGAAGUAUGCAGUACCCCUGAACAUUUGAUGCUUUUCAACAAGUUUACUCGGUUUUUGAAAACAGGUAAUGGCCGAGGAUGGUGCAAAAAUGUAAAAGAUUGGUAUCUUAGUAAGGAACCCAUGGAAUUGGCUAAAGAAAUGACAAGGGUACGAGCUCGUCAUGGUCGCUCCCAUAAAACACUUCUACGAAAAUCUCAUGUAAAAAUACCUGAUGGUGACCAUGCUCGUGAUGCAGUGGUAAAAUAUGCUAUAUUUGGCCUUAAACGUGCCAAAAAUCUAUUAGGUGAAGCUGAAGGUACCAAGGAAAUAUUUGACUACAUCCAGGUAGUGGAGGACAUGCGACACUGUGAGGAUCCCGUUGCUGCUGGUGUGAUAGCAGCACAACACAAAUUCACACUUGACCAUGUACCUGGACAUCUACUCACUUCCCAAGAUGUAUGGAAUGCAAUAAUGCCUCAGUUCAAAUUGGAAGAACUUUUGUACCACAUCCAACGCAUCCACAAUAUGGGCUUUCUGACCAGUGAUUCUACUACAACAGCUAUACUAGUCUCUUUGCUGAAUAAUCAGGAUUUCAUCAAGAAGUCGAAGGUCACACCUCUUGCAGUUUACAUCACUUUGUGCAACUAUAAGAACAAAACCAGACCUCUAAAGCACCAGAAAGCAAAAGUAGCAGCCGAGAAAGAGCUACGUCGUCGGUCUAGACAGAUGUUCGACAGCAAAACUGGCACAUGGGAGUGGACUGUCACCAGGAGACAUCCUAAAGAAGUCAAGCACUGGGGUAUAGACCAACCACCGAAUACCGCGGUUUUGGCUGCACUCAACAAGUUGAUCGACCAAACAUGGCUGCUGACGCCACCGACGAAGGUCCGCUACAUGAUCACCAUGGACAUGAGACACCACAUGUUUAAAGGUCGUCAUUUUUGCAAGACCUUCGUAAUACCGAAGAAAGGAAAGCGAACAGCGACUAAUACGAACCCGAGCGGAGGCGGCGACGCUGACACCGAGAAAAAAAGCAAGAAGCACCUAGUGGCUGAGUGCUUUCAUAAUAAAUAUGUCACACCAGGCCAUGCAGCAAUAAUACUGGCUCUGCAAAUAUUGAAGCGUGAGAAAAACGUAAAGUUAGCGGUGUUCACGGAAGAGGGUGUGCAGAUUAUUACGAUAGAGCGCAAUUUCACCAACAUUGAUGAAGCAGAGUUCGUGUUGAGAAAAGCGAACUUAGGUCGCGUUCAACUCGAUGCUCCAAUCGUGUGGGCCGCCAAGAACAAGCAGAAAGUGGAUGUAUUCAUCAACAUGGUGGACCGGACUACUCGCUACAUGGAGCUGGAGCAAGCAGCUCGCGGUGGCCGCGGACCGGGCGGUCGCUAUGGACCGCCGCCGACAGACGAUACACCCGACCACUGUCCGGUUCGUGCGCUGCAGCGAUACAGGGACAGCUCGGGCGUCAAGGAUGCUAAAUUGAUCGUCAUGUCCUUGGCAUCGCACCGCGUAGCUACUACCGACGGCAGCCAUGAAGGAGUCCUGGACAUCAUUGGAAUAGAUGAACAUGUCCCCAAGGUGAUGGAUGCAUUUGCACUCGGCCAAUUCAAGUGAAUCAUUCGCAUUCGAAUAACGAUAUAACAAGGACACAUCUGUCAAUUUCAAUACAACACAGCGUAAAGAAAUCUAGAUCUCACUAGGAAAAAGGGAGCAAGUGCAGGGCCCAUUACCCUUUAAAUAAAAGUAUUAAACGAAAUAACAUUAUGUUUUACAUUUGACUACAAUAAGUACAUUAAGUUUACUAAUAAAAUAGUGCUUCUUUACGCUGUGGAUAACUGUCAUUAAUUUUAAUCUUUAACCUCUGACCUCGAUAUUGCAAUGAAUUUUUUUGAACCAUAAUGUGUUCUGGUCCUCAUCUAAUAGGAUAAAAUUAAAUCGUGAAACCUCAUUCUUAUGUAUUUGUUAGAUAUUAGUGGUGCGGUAUUUGUUAAAAGUUAUACAAAUUAAAGAGGGUAUGAAUAGAUUUGAACACAUUUUCCCGCUGCAAUGUUAUCAACAUGUUAAUAUUAAGAAUUAAUCAUAAUAUUGAAACUACAACUAACUUGUCAACACCAUUUAAAAUUUCUAUCAGCCCCUCAAAGGUUAACUGGAAGAAAUCCCUUUUAUGGAAUAAAUCCGCCAUUAUACUCAAUCUUUUUUUAAUUCUUCUUAAGAACUUAAUCUUACAAUUUAAGAUUUUAUUGUACAAUAAAAUGUUACAAACAUUAUCUCCAUAUUUUAUACACUUGUAUGUGCAGUAUCACGUUAGCAAAACACAAGUGUGUGUAUUGUUGACGAAAGACAAUAAAAAUUACUUAAUAUUAACGAAAUCUGGUUCAUAUUUUGUUUGUAUUGUUUUGUUUGUGUUUCACGCGCCUGCGUUAGACCUCUUUACAAAGGGGCGGAAUUUCGUACAGAUUUCUGCAGUACUCUAAGCGUACCUAUGUAGUUUACCAAAUAUAUAAUGCGAUAUUAGUAAAUGGGGUUUGAACGUAAAACUACAUUUACUAAUAUCGCUUGAAACACUUAAUAAUAUUCCUGUAGAUAAGUUUCUUUGUAAAAUCUUACGACGUAAAAUCGUCAUACCCCUUUAAUUAAACUUGCGAAAUUCCAUAUAAAGAGGUCUUAGGGUUUUUGAAGACAAUGUAUUUUAUACGCGCUGAUGAAGCGCUUUUCGGACGAGAUUGUCGCGAGGAUUUGUUUUUUAGACGUUUACGGCGCCGUAAUUGUACAUCUGUGAAACGCGCGUAGUCUUCGUGUAGAAAAUACACCGUCUGCAAUCAAUCUUAUUGUUAAAUUGUCGUGUUAGUUGUGGGUAGUUCACUUAACCUAAUUAUAUACAGUUUUCUAACAGAUUGUGUAACUCCGUCUUUGGAUCUCUGCUUAUGAAAAAUUUUAAAGUUAUAAAUUUUAAUAAGCUGCAAUUUUUCAAAAGAUCGCUUUUCGUUAUUUAAGUUUAAUGUCGGAAGAGAAUUUGUGUCUAUGUAUUGUGGUACGUCAACUCGAUUUAUUGUAAUAUAAAGGGUUAGUUGGAAAGUGUAUACUAAACAAAAAUCUAAUGAUAGUGUUCUUGAAACUGAGCAACUUUUCUCAAGGAACCUAGUCGAAAUAUGAAAUUAUAUUUUAUCUGUGCAUCUCAUGAUCUAUAUAUUUAGUAAUAUAAAGUUCCAAAAUUGUUUAUUGUACAAUUUUCUUUGGAGAAACUUGUUCAAGUUCUUCAGUAUUACACUUUCCUAUUAACUCUUGCAUUAACUGUUACAAAUAUUGAUUUUUAAAAUAUGACUAAUAUUGAUAUGUUUUUCAUAGAUCGAGACGACCAUAUUUUAUUUCAGUGUUAUUUAUGAAAAUGUUUGUUUAAUUUUAAGAUGCUAGCUUACGCUAACAGUUUUACUUCCAAAUUAGUAUAUUUUAUUGCAGAAUAAUAAUUAACUUAUAUUACGGUUUCCUUUUAUAUAUUUUACAUUUUACGUGUGUAUUGUUAAUGUCCUUUAAGUAUAUAGUUGAAUAUAUUUACCUUUUAUAAACGAAAGCGCUUCUACCAUGUUCGCGUAAGCUUAAUUUUGUCUUAUUUAAGUAGUAACUGUGUAUUUCUAGUUAAUUUUAAGUUUAGUAUCUGUAGCUUGAACCAUUAAUAACAGGGUCGUUUUGGUUAUUCAAAAAUCUGGCACCUGAUACUCGUAAUUCACUGCUAUGUGUUCAUUGUUACAAUUAAUAAUGAUGGGAGUCAAAUAGUGGCAAUAGGGGGAUAUUUCUUUUAUGUAUGACUUAUAAAAGAAGGUAUUUCAUAAACUGAAUGUCAUUUCGCCUCCCACGUUUGAUCGCCAGUACUCACCUAGGUGUUGUUUCAAAUUUUAUUUAUUACUAUUUGACUGUUAUAAAGUAGUCCUUAGGUGAACGGUUGUGUAAUAAUGAACUUUUCAAUUUGCCAAAGCAGUUGUGCAUUUGUAAUGUUUUAUAAUGAGUACUGGUUGUCAAACUUAUUUUGUUUAGCAAAUAUAAAAUAAUUAUAGCGCAUAUCUUUCGUAUUUAUAGACAAAAUGAAAACAGGUACAUGCUCAUGUUUUUUGUUCAAUAUUUACUUACUAAUUUUUGUGGUAUUGUGUAGGUAUAUAUAUAUAUUUUUGAAAAUAAGCUGUAUCCAUUACUAAACAUGUAGUAGUAAUAGUGGGACUCAGAUACUAUGGGCAUGAAUCCGCUUUCAUACUGUGUUGUAGUAAUAGGUAGAUCCGUUUCAACAUGUUGGUUACUUUUGUACUGAUAUGAACGGACUUUCAGAAUCUGUGAUCACUUGGUACUCUCUCGGGUUUAAGUCAUUUUUUAUAACUGAAAAUGUUGAAAAUUUUCAAAACUUAGAUAAAAUGUAACUCAAAAACGCUAAGCACGCUUUUUUAUAUUGUGUAAUAUUGUUUUGUUGAAACAUAUAUUAGAUGAGUAGUUUUUUUUUUUUAUUUUUCUUGUUUAACACAAGCAAUUAUUUAUUUAAGCCUUUUUUUACUACUAUCGGUCUCAUAAAUACAUUAUUAUUUAGUGAUUUGUAAUAACUUGUAAUUUGCACCAUUAUUUGGUACUUACCUCGAGUAAAAACAAAUUUAUUCUGAACCAAACAUUCUAUGUUUUACUUUAUGUCUUGUUAACUGUCUCUAGAAUAGCGUACUGUGAUUUGGUGAUGCCUUGGCAACUUCAACUUAAGUGAUAUUUUUACUGAGGACUGAGUUUCUCGCAUGCUUAUAUAAAAAAACCCAAUUACAAGUUGAGCUUAGAUUUUAGUUUUUAAUUAUUAGAAUAGUACAUUUUUAAUCAUUAUUUGCAUACAAAUUUUGUUGCAUUCAACAAAUUUUGUUUUUUUAUUUGUUGAACUUUGGUAUUUUGUUCUGCUUGUGCAUUUUUAUUCAAAAAUACAGAAAAAGUGUUCCGUCCCAUAAAAAUUCAACUGUUGUAUUUGGAAUACAUAAUAUGCUUUAGCAAUAAGUUAAUAAUAGUCAUAAUAAUUAUUAUUAUGUUUAUUAACUCACUCACAGCAUAUCAACAGCACCAUAUUAUGAAUAACAGAAUGUAAUAAACGUUUAUAAAAUGUACUUGCAUGUUUAUUUUCAUGUUAAAUAAACUCUUGGAUAAAAUAGUUUAUUUAUUU
Galleria mellonella (greater wax moth) is the source of this 5654-nucleotide messenger RNA. RefSeq names its product RNA-binding protein RO60-like. Gene Ontology annotation, molecular function: RNA binding. The record is from RefSeq and is a predicted model, not a curated record. Lineage: Eukaryota; Metazoa; Arthropoda; Insecta; Lepidoptera; Pyralidae. The transcript has 12 exons. Gene Ontology annotation, cellular component: ribonucleoprotein complex. The coding region runs from base 203 to 2098 and encodes 631 amino acids.